UGAAGCGGAAGCCAAUCCAGAAACGUCCAUUAUAAUUCAUCCUCCACUGUCCCAGCCCGGUCACAAUGGCGACUGAUCACAAAUCAAUUCUUGUUCCCCCAAAGCGGGCCAAUACAGACUACCCGCUAAUUGACUCCGACCCGCACUUGAGACGAGUUUUCGGAUAUGCACGACCCUCUGACUACGCAGUGGGCGGCGGAAUGGCCGCUGCGUCUCCUCUUGCGUUCUGGGUUAUGGAAAGAGUGAGCCCUUCUCACGUCGGCAGGGGAGGGUUCGCUCCUGUGAUGCGCCUAGCAACAGCCAUUGGCCUUAUUGGAGGUCUCCACGUGGUCUAUCAGAGAUCCUGCAACCGCUUCUAUGGCUUCACGGAGAAUUCGAGGGAAGCUGAUAUGGAUAUGAAGGAGAUGGUGGACAAAGUCAAGAAAGGGGAAUCCCUAUAUGGCACAUCUAAAGUCUCUUCAUACCUGCAAGGCGUUGCUGCUCGAAACUCUAGAUACUCUGAGCUGUUCAUCCAUGUUCUUCCAUGGUUCAACCUUGUCAACCAUGACCAGCAUGGCGUCGACACGGCCAAGUACUAUCAGCAGGCCGAGCGGGAGCUGGAAGCCGAGCGGUUGAAGCAAGCUAGCUCCUAAACUUGUGACAUGAAAGACGGUAUAAGGAUCGGCUCGUUAACGUUUCAUUGGCUCUUGCGCUAUAUUGUAUAUUUAGUUCCUGAAACAACGCAAAACCUAAAUGGAACCUUUUCCUCACUUCACCUUGAUCGCUUCUACACGACAUCGAAGAUGCUUAGCCCUCAGCUUCCUUCAUUGUGCGGCCGUUCGACUAAGUACAACCCGUUCCCGCUCAGGGUGUAGGGGAGGCAAUGAG
Aspergillus neoniger CBS 115656 is the source of this 867-nucleotide messenger RNA. RefSeq names its product putative NADH-ubiquinone oxidoreductase 21 kDa subunit. Bases 66 to 632 code for a protein of 188 amino acids. NCBI's taxonomy places the organism in Eukaryota, Fungi, Ascomycota, Eurotiomycetes, Eurotiales, Aspergillaceae. The record is from RefSeq and is a predicted model, not a curated record. The transcript is spliced from 5 exons.